CACAUCAAUCAGCAUCAAUGAAGUACUUCUCAACCAUCCUCGAGGCCCUGGCGCACCAUGCCAUGGAGACCCCCGACAAACUUCUGUACACAUGGGUGGACAUCAAGUGCCGCGAGGAAAGACGGCUGACGUUCAAACAGCUCGAAGAUGAAUCCAAUGCUGUGGCAGCCCGCCUCCUCAAGCUGGGAUGCCAAAAGGGUGAUCGUGUGAUGGUUGCUUAUCCCUUUGGCCUUGAGUUCUUGGCCGGUAUGCUCGGUGCCAUGAAGAUCUCAGUUAUCCCUUGCUCCAUCUACCCUCCAAAUCCCAAUCAGCUUAAAACAGACAUGCCCAAGUUCCGUGGAUUUGCUGAGGAUGCUGGAGCGACAGUCGCUCUCAGCAAUGUCACAUUUGCUGCUGCCAUGACUGCUACCGGUGUCUUCUACAAGACUGGUGUCAAGUGGGUUGGGACAGACAGACUGACAAUCAAGAAGCAGACACCGGGAAAGCCAAAAGAUUAUGAGAGGUUUGUGGGAGAGCCAGGAGAUGUUUGCCUUAUCCAAUACACUUCCGGCAGCACUGGUCGGCCCAAAGGAGUAAUGAUCAGUCACCAGAAUCUUGCAGAAAACUGUUGGGCCAUUGCUUCCAUGUCCGGUACAAACUCGGACAAUUUAGCCCAUACUGUGGCAGCCGGGUGGGUUCCCCAAUACCAUGAUAUGGGACUAGUGGCCGGCUUUAUGUCUUCCUUGUACACUGGGUUCCAUAUUGUAAUGGCUUCCCCCCUUGACUUUGUUGCCAGACCUCUGCUCUGGAAUGAUAUGAUUGAGACUUAUAAGGCCAACUUGACUUGCGGUCCUAACUUUGCCUACGCAUUGCUCCUCAAGCGAUUGAAACAUGCAAACAAGAAUGCUGAUUGGAGCCAUGUUAGACGUGCCAUGUUUGGGGGUGAACCAGCUCAGAGCAAUGUGAUUGAAGAACUAGCAAGGACUAUGUCCAUGAAACCUGAACACAUUUACAACAUCUAUGGCCUUGCCGAGUCUGUUGUGUUUCUCACAGGUGGAUCCGGUGUUGCUGAUCCGGAGGGCCUAGUGUGUUGUGGCGAGGUGGACUCACCAAGUCUUAAGCUUCGGAUUGUUGAGGAUGGAAAUGAGGUGGAAGAUGGAGUUGUUGGGAGUAUCUGGGCACAGUCCCCUCGUGUCGCUGUUGGCUACUAUGGGCAGACAGAGCUAACAGCCUCCACAUUUGGCAAUGUACUCCCUGACUAUGAGGGUAACUGGCUUGACACUGGUGACUUGGGCAAGGUUGUUGAUGGAAAGCUAUACGUCACUGGAAGACUCAAAGAUCUCAUCAUUAUCAAUGGCAAGAACUACUACCCAACAGAUAUUGAGGUUUCCAUUGAUCAAAGCUUUGGUGAUGUCAUUCGCCCUGGAAGGACCACAGCCUUCCAGCAUGGAGAAGACAGUAUUGGCAUUACUGCUGAGGCUCGCAAGGAUUAUGAAAACUCUGCUAAUUCUGAUCUGGCUGUCAAGAUUUCCAAUCAUGUCGCCCAGAUGCAUGGACUAACUGCAGCUGAGGUAAUCAUUCUCAAGGUAGGAGUGACCCCCAAGACAACCUCUGGCAAACUGAAGAGAGGUUUGGUUCGACAAACAAGUAAAUCUGGUGACUGGAAAGGCACUUCUGUGCUUCUCCAGUACCAGCGACAAGCCAACCAUUCCCCUUUUGAAUCUUACCUACAUGCCUCUCUUGGGGAGAAUUUUGCCGUUGCAAGCAAUAGCCAAGCUUUUAUGACUGAUGACACUGAUGAUGAUACCCCAGACGAUCCUUUUGAGGGGGACACUUCUUCUCAUGAGAAGGAAAGUAAAUUUGUUAGAUUUGGCAAUGACUCUUACAAAGCGUGGCGGAUGGUAGAGUCAGCUGUGCUUGGGCCAAAUGUUGAUGCAUCGAAGCCUUGGGUCGAAAAUGGUAUGACAUCUCUCAAGAGUGCAGAACUCAGAAACAAAGUAGAAGAAGAGUUGCAUGUCUCUCUGCCCGCCAACUUUGAACAACUCUACACCACCCCAAAGGAGCUGGCAAGCUUUCUUGUGGCAAGAGAAGACAGGAGCUUCCCGACGUGUGCCAUUAAUGACAAAGAGUUUGGAUGGAAUACUUCAAGAUCAAGUUGCUCCAAACCUAUGCUUGGUGUUUUACAAGCUAUUGGGUCAGUUUUCAUUGUUCUACUGCUACUAGUUUCAGCAAUUCCAUCCUACUUUUUGACUUCCUUGGUUAUGGAGCAGUGUGACUCAACUGGAGUGGGAGAAUGCCACAACCCAUUUUUUUGGAUUUUGCUGCCCUUGGUCUUCCCUCUGUUCCUCCUGUCAUUUUCUGGUGCUGUGGUGCUCUGCAAGCUAGCCAUUAUUGGGAAGUAUCGACCACAGCAGAUCAACCUCCUAUCCUUUGACUACUUGCGAUGGUGGCUUAUUGACAGGCUCUUGGAAAUCUGGGAGUCAUUUGUGGGACAGUUUGUAGUGGAAACCAAGUACAUUUGGAUCUUCUACUGGCUUCUAGGAGUGGACUUGCCAUGGACUGCCAAGAUUGACUCCUACAUCCGUGAAUUUGAUCUGGUACAAGUAGGGGAAAAUGCAACCAUUGCUCACCAAGUAAGAUGCAGGAAGUUCUCUCACACAGCAGAAGCAGGCUCCAAGAUGACAUUCCGGCCAAUUACUGUGGGUGAGAACAGUCAUGUGUCUGGCAUGGUCAGCUUAGGUGCUGAGAUUGGAAAUGGUACCAAAGUGGAAAAGCUCUCUGUGGUCGAAGAAGGUGCUGUGGUGCCACAGGGAGUGCUUGCCAGAGGUAUCCCAGCACAUAACUCUGGGUCCUACAAGAAUACAAAACCAACAUGGCAGGAAGAGUCUCUUUUGGAUGCUUUCAAGAUUGGCUGGACCAUUGCUUUAGCAUACUACUUCUUUGCACUUUCUUUCUUGAUUCAUUCAUUUCUCAAUGCACUUCUACCCUCCUGGCGAUAUUCUACCAUUUUGCAUUGGAUCUUGCUGUUUCCAUUCACAUCCUUCCUCGCCCUCAUCCCAAGCAUUGCUCUCAAAUGGCUCCUUAUUGGAAAACGAGAUCCAUCAGAUGACUACGAAGGCUCCCUAUGGCGUCGGGUGACCAACUGGGCAUGUGACUUCCAUUUCCGUAUUGCAUCUUGGUCCCAAACUCCUUUCUUUGGCCAGACCAGGCUCUGGCAUAUUAUCCUUUUCCUCCAUGGGCUUGAUGUUGAUAUGGAAUCUUGCCUCAGCAACCCAUAUCGAAUCUUCUUCCCCUCCAAGGUUGACUUUGUCAAGAUCCGGAAGUCAUUUGUUGCCACCAGCACCCUGGACUUGAACAACAAAGCAGACUCAAAAAUGGAGAUCAUCAACAGCAGCAUUGGCUACAAUUCUAAUCUUUGUACAGGCGUCAAGAUUGUCAAAUCCAAAAUCCCCCCAAGGUCAGAUGUCAGGAACAAUAUCACAGCACUGAACCAAGCAGGAAGACAAUGGAAACCCAGUUUGACCAUGGAUUUCAUCCUUCCAGAACUGCUGCAACUUAUGCUGAACGCUGUCAUUUUUGCUAGCAUCAUACCUGCCUACGAAAUUGGCGUUGCUGCCACAAAGAGCUCCUCCACUGUCGUUGUUGUGAUUGGGUUGACAGCAGCCUUUGCAUGCCAGCUGUUUGUUUGGAUUCUCUUGACCCGAGCUGUUGAACGUGUGAUGCUGAAUCUUCCAAGCCAUGCUCAGCAAAGCUUUUGUGGGGUGUACAUCAACCACAUUUGGCAGUUUGGGGUUGGGAAUUGGCUGGUCUUCCUCCUCUAUGGAACUCCCAUGUUCACCUACUAUGCUCGCAUGAUGGGUGCUACAGUUGAAGGGGAGCUCUGGUACUUUGGAAAUUCACUCUAUGAACUGAGCAGGCUGCACUUCCAGGGCUGUACAAUUGUGGAUGACUCUCAUGUGAGUGGCCACUUCAUCGACAGCAAUGGGCUCACCAUUGACAACACUUUUGUGACUGGAGUUAUGCAUCCUGGGUGCUAUGCCUCAGCUGGAUCUGUUGUGUCUACACCUGAAAGUGGUCCAUGGAAACUCUUCUUCAGGAGUGCUUUGGCAGAUGAAGAUGGAUUCGACAACGAAGGAAGUCACGGCCUCAAGCAAACGAGCUCUUCUUCAUUAGAACAGCUUGACACCAUUCUAGAAUGCUAGAAUUAUUCAUUACAUAAAAACUUGUUUCUGUUUCCUCCCAGAGUACU
Messenger RNA from Seminavis robusta, 4228 nucleotides. The record is from the annotation of a GenBank genome assembly. NCBI's taxonomy places the organism in Eukaryota, Bacillariophyta, Bacillariophyceae, Naviculales, Naviculaceae.